CGGCACAAAGCAAGCCCCUCUAGUCCCGCCUCUCCUGCGCGCUGAUUGGUCAGUGUACGACCUGCCAAGCCCCCCACUGAUUGGUCCCUUGUUGUUGUGAUCGACAGAUGUCGCAGCCUAUCACAGUCCACCGGAGAUCUGAACUCUUAAUCCGGUAGUUUUUUUUUUAUUGGUCCUGUGGCAGCCGCAGCCGCUCGGCUGAUUCCGCUGCCGUCUGGUCGCCCAGGUACGCUGCCCGAUAGCCCGGAACACCAGAAGCCGAGCCGGCGCUGCCACACACCGCCGCCGCUACGUCACUUCCGUCGUCCACUGACAUCAUCAACAGAGGCGUGCUCUUUCAACAAACUUUAUUUAUACUAACACGCGGCAAGUACAGCCACUUCCGGUGAGACUGAGUUCAGGUGGAAGCAGCAACAACAACAUGUUUUAUCACGUAUGUAUUGUCUGGGUUUGUAUUUAAUAUAAUUUAAAAAUAGUAAUAGUCUCAUAUAUAUGUCCGAGACGAGUCACAUAAGGCUGUACUUUAUGUAACACCCCCCUAUAUAUAUACACACACACAUUCUCUCUCUCUCUCCCCAUCUCUCUCUCUCCCCACAUAUCUAUCUCUCUCUCUCUCUCUCCCCACAUAUCUCUCUCUCCCCACAUAUCUCUCUCUCCCCACAUAUCUCUCUCUCCCCACAUAUCUCUCUCUCUCUCUCCCACAUAUCUCUCUCUCUCUCUCUCUCUCUCUCUCUCUCUCCCCACAUAUCUCUCUCUCUCCCCACAUCUCUCUCUCUCUCUCCCCACAUAUCUCUCUCUCUCCCCACAUCUCUCUCUCUCUCUCUCUCUCUCUCUCCACACAUAUCUCUUUCCCCUCUCUCCCUCCUUGGAAACGUUAGGUGUCCUGGAAAACGCAGGUAUUGAAACCCUAGCUGCAGCUAAACUGAGUAAACAAGCCUGCAUUAGAUUCAUGGCACACAUGGAAUGAUCUGUACCUGCAAAGGGGAUUUCUGAGUUAGAAUACUGUGUAUGUAUACCACCUAGAGAUGGAGAUCAUGGCCUCACUCUCAAGGCACACAUUUACAAGACCUUUUAUUGGUAUGAAUUAUCAGGAAUUGAAAUAGAAUUUGAAAUUUGAGACCAAACUAGUCUAGUUCAAAACCACUUAUCCCCCCCCCCCCCUUUCCAAUUUUGCUUUUGUGUUCUGAAUAAGUUCACUUUGACUUCCACACUAUUUACAGUUUAGUGAGUAAAGCUUUUGCUGUGAUAGUUAAAGGACCACUAUAGUGCCAGGAAAACUAUAGUGCCCUGAGGGUGCCCCCACCCUCAGGGUUCCCCUCCCACUGGUCUGGAUGGCGAGGAAAGGGGUUAAACUUACCUUUUUUCCAGCGCCGGGCGGGGAGCUCUCCUCUCCACCUCCGAUCCUCCUCUUCGGCUGAAUGCGCAUGCGCGGCAGGAGCUGCGUGCGCAUUCAGCCAGUCUCAUAGGAAAGCAUUCAUAAUGCUUUCCUAUGUACGCUGGCAUCUCUAGCGGCUGUCAUUGAGACAGCCCCUAGAGGCUUUGGAGGCUGGAUUAACCCAUUUAUAAACAUAGCAGUUUCUCUGAUACUGCUAUGUUUAAAAAAAAAAAAAAGGGUUAAUCCUAGAGGGACCAGGCACCCAGACCACUUCAUUAAGCUGAAGUGGUCUGGGUGCCUAGAGUGGUCCUUUAACCUUCAGUAAUCCAAUGAUGGUUGAUAAUCAUGUACAGGGUGGGCCAUAAGUCCCUACUCUUCUAUCGAUCUUAUGUAUCCAGUGUAUCUGUGUGCUGAAUGGGUAGCGACUUAUGGGCCACCCUGUAGAAUGUAGUCUGUAGCAGUUGGAGUGCUAAAGAUAAUCUGUCAUUAUAGUCACAGUUAUUGAUUGCAUGUGCAUGGUUUUUCUGAAUGCUAGUGUUCCAUAGAUUAUCAUAUAGGAAGAUAUGCAUGCACAAAAGAAGCAUCUUCUAUGAGAAUAGGUAUAAAAUAUAUAUAUAUAUAUAUAUAUAUAUAUAUAUAUAUAUAUAUUAAGGUGGGCUGCUACAUACACCGUUAGGCGUCUAGAUGAGAGAGAGAAAAAAAAGUGUAUGUGCUCUUAAUAUUUUACUGUUGGGGAGCGCACAUACACUUUUUUUUUCUCUCAUCUAGACGCCUAACGGUGUAUGUAGCAGCCCACCUUAUUAUAUAUAUAUAUUUUUUAUACCUAUUCUCAUAGAAUUUUUUUUGUAGACUGUAAUAAACAAUAAUUUCCAAACAAGGAACUGUCAUGCGUUCCUUUUUUUUCUUUCUUUUUUUUCCCCAAUAGUGUGUUCCAGCAUGGUGCAAAAAUACAAAUCCCAUUAAAGUAACGCUGUAGGCACUAUUAGAAAAAAUAUAAAUAUGCCCCCUUUGUCCUAUACGCCAAUUAUAUUUAAUUCUCUUAUCCAGGGACUUGAAAGCAUACAUUUCUACCCACUCCCCCAAGCCUUCUGAUUUAGAGAGCCGGAAUGAAACUCCUCUGCUCUUAUACGGACUAACAGCCGAGUUCUUGACAUCAGCUUCACUAGUGUGCUGAUUUAGUAUUUGUGUGUUGUGAACGAGAGUCUUCAAUGUGCGCACACAGCACUACCCAUUACUAUAGCACUUUCCCAUACGCUGACAGAAGAGCAGCCUGACAUUUGAAGGGACAAUACUGAGAGCAUUUGGUUUUUAUUUUUGGCUAUCUGUGCUUCACUGUAGUAGUGUAGUGUUCACUGCUUCUCGUAGUGAAGCAUUAGGUCAAUGCUUAUCUAUGAGAAGCAUUUCUUUGGUGGAUAGUGGCAAGUGCUGCGCAAGUGAUACUUGGUCCAUAGUUCUUCUCUCUGAGAAAUAUUGGAUUGGACCAUUGUCAUCGCACUUGAUUGCUACAUGGGGGGCUGUGGCUGAAUUCUGCAAGGGAGCAGUUUUCAGCUAUUUAAAAUCUAAAGUCCUAUGCUAUUAGUGAGGCCUUAAAAGUUACUAGCCACUGCAAAUCUGUAGGGUUCAUGGCACAUUCACCAGAGGUGAAUUUCUACUCACUGGGACUAGAUUUUCACACUACUUAAUACAGUUGAUAGUGCUGCUAUGCAUUUUCCAAAACACACAUCAAUGUUUUUGCUUCUUCACAACAUAUACCUUAUGUGUGUAUAAUACCUUCAACACUAAACUGUAAUUUGUUCUGAAAUGUGUUUGUUUGCUUAAAUGAAAGUUUUGAGCCAUGGUAAAUUUCAAUUCAAUCAGGUAAUUAACAAGUGAGCCAUAUGUAUAUUGUUAUAGAGUGAAUUGUGCGUAAUGCAGUACACCCAAUGAAUAAACCAUUUUGUUUUUAAUCAGAUUUCACUGGAGCAUGAGAUUCUGUUGCAUCCAAGGUACUUUGGGCCCAAUUUGCUCAAUACUGUCAAGCAAAAAUUGUUCACUGAAGUAGAGGGAACAUGUACUGGCAAGUAAGUGCAUUUGAUUUAUAUUGACAUGUUAUUUUCCUUAUUAAAAACAACGUAACCUUGAAUGUUAUAGUUGACAUACAACAUUUGAGAAAAGUUAUUUCAACUGUGUAAUUUUUGUGAAACCCUGUCUUCAUCAACCUGUGCUUUGAUUUAGAGUGGUAAGUAGCCAACAUCAAGUUGUGUAUUAAGGGCACACUCUAAGGACCAAGAUAUCUUUUAGUUUAAAGGAACGCUAUAGCAUUAGGAAUACAAAUGUAUAUUCCUAAAGCUAUAGCACCCUGGAGCUGUUUAGGUCACCAACCCCUUCCUGUAGAGAGUAAAAAGGUAGUUUGCAUGCCUUUUUAAAAAUAUGAUGAUCCUCCUUCACAAUGCCAGUUUCCUUGCUGCCGUCCAUCGUCUGUGGCUGAGAUAAUCAGGAUCAAUUAUUUCAGCCAAUGCAAUGCUUUCUCAUAGCAACGCAAUGGGAGGCUAGCGUGCAUGUGCGUCACAUUAGACCAUCUGCUUGAAAUAGCAGUUUUACUGUGUUGUCUGAAACACCUCUGAUGGCUAUCUGAGUGUUUCUCUGACUGGGAAUUGUGGCAAACUGAAGGGAAUUGCAAAAUUUUGAAGCCAAUAUAGCGUAAAAAAAUCUUGCCUAACAUAUUAAUGGUCCAUGCCAGUUCCUUGUUUCCAUAUUAAGGACAUAUGAAUGCUAGAACACUCAGUGAUAAUCUAGACCAGGGCUUCCCAAACUUUUAUGGGCAGAGACCAACUUUUGAAAACAGUAAUUUUUCGAGACCCACUUGCUUUUAAUGCAUAUUUUAAAAAUGAACACCAUGGCAAAUCCGCUUUAGAGGCAUACAAUUGGGACACCAUGCAAUCCGCUUUAGAAGCAUACAAUUGGGACACCAUGGUAAUCGGUUUUAGAGGCAUACAAUUGGCACACUGUCAAUCCGCUUUAGAGGCAUACAAUUGGCACACUGUCAAUCCGCUUUAGAGGCUUACAAUUGGCACACCAUAGCAAUCUGCUUUUAGCUGCAUAAAAUUGGCACACCAUGGCAAUCGGUUGUAGAAGCAUAAAAUUAUCACACAAUGGCAAUCAUUUGUAGAUGCAUAAACUUGGCAUAUCAUGGCUGUUUAAGAAGUAUAAUUUGGGGAAACAUGGCAGUUUGAGGCAGAAACUUGGCACAUCAUGGCAAGCUGUUUUAGAGGCAUACAACUGCUUACUCACAGACUCAGUCAAAAUCAGAAGUCCCACUCUUUCAUCCAAGCACUUCACUUUUGAUUAUCCCAGUGGUGGAACUAAUGUGGAGAGAGCUCCGGUGCAAGUAUGUAUUCUGAGCACCCCUCUAGUGCAAGUGUAGCCAAAAGGUAGAUUGCCAUCUGUCAGAGAACUUAAACAAUGCUAUGUCAGUUGGGGAUCUACCAUUUGCCCAUUGUUGCAUGGUUAUAUUUGUGAGUAUUGUUUGAAUGUAAGCAUUUUUUUGUAUGAAGUAUAUGUGUACAUGUAUAGGUGUAUUUGUAUGUACUGUUGCCAUUGGAAUGUUGUGGUGUACUUGUUUGUAAUGUUUGCAUCUGAAUGCAGGGGUGUUGCAUUUAAAAUGCAGGUGUGCUUUUUGUGUACAGUGUUGGUGUUUGAAUGAAGGGGUGUUUGUAUAUAAUUUAGUGUUUUAAUACAGGGGUGUGUUUGUAUGUAAUAUUUUGCGUGAUUGCAGUGCGUGUAGUGGAUGCUGUGUGUGUAUAUUGUCUAUAUAAAAAUGUAUACAUAUACCCAAUGUGUUUUUGAAUGUUUGCAUGUUUUUGUAUGGAGUAUGUGUGUGAAUGUUAGUGUUUGAAUGCAGGUGCUCAUUUGUGCACACACCGACACAGCGUUACACACAAUGACACCUAGUUUCUUCCCUCGGGACAAGCAUCUGAAAUAAAUAAUUAACAUAAAAAGUACCUCCCCUUACCAGGUAUAAGAGACCCAACCAGCCCAGGGACCUCAGUUCUCUUUCUUGUUCCAACAGGAAGGGACGGCAUCUGGAAUGUGGAUGGUGAGGCACAUGGGUUGCUGCCAGGGGGAUCCGGUCUGAUAGCCUCCCGGGUGGAGAGCUGAAUGGCCAGCAGACAUCCUGCAGAUUAAGGAGCAGGUAUGUAAGCCUGCUUUUAUGCCGGGUGCAGUCACCGGCAAAGCAGGGAGGCGGUCUCUAGUGGCAGCAAAUCAUUGCCCGUUGGAGACGCAUGCGCACGGUGGUGGAAGGCACGCCCGGGUGGUUUUGCGUUCCACCGGAGUUCCGACCGCGCUAUUGCGCAUGCUCAGUCUGAACUCCCUGAAAUGGCACCAAAUUUAAAGCGGAUCUGCCUAUUUAUGCUGUGCAGAUCUUCCUGUCAGUAUGGAUGCUCAGCAGUGAAGGUCUCCCGUGUUACCAGCCCCCCCCACAUGGGUCAGAGGUUUUAGAGGUAUGAUUCUUUAGACUCUCAUCUUUAAAAAUUAUUCCAAAGCUAAACAUCUCUGUUGUAGUGAAUGCUCUACUCAUUUACCAGAUGGUUUUAAAAGGAAAGUCUGUAAUGUUUGCUCUUCCUUGACGCUAGAAAAAUCCAAGCAACAAGAGAUGAAAUCCUUUUUGUCUUGGUUUCAGGAUAAUCUGGCCCAGACUUUUGAGUCUUUUUUUUUUUUUUUAAUUUGUAUUUUAUUAGAGGUUUAGUACUCAUAGUACAACAGUGUCAUAGUAUGGGAAAUGUAAAGAACUGCAAAACAAAGUUUCUGUAACAGUCCAUGAUGUCAUUAUUAAAACGCCUAUUGUUGGUUACUCUGCAACCUCAGGUUCCUUGUGACCCUUUGUUACGCCACUUCUCAAGCCCGUAUUGAUGCAGACAGUCCCGCUUUCAAGGGUGUUUGUGGGGUCUCCAACUUUGCGCUCUCUGUGAGCCAAACAUCUGGGAGAGGAAUGUCUCUAGUUUUAGCUAGAAUGGUAAUACAUCUGGGAUUGGAUUGGAUUUGAUUUCUGGGGCUUAUAACUUGGUGUAUGGUUUAUCCUAUCAGAAUGGUGCCGGGUGUAUGCUCUAACACCUGGGAGUUGGUGGUGUGCUAAGUGAGUGCUGUGGUAAGCCGCUUAGGUGAGUAAUUGUCUCCUCGGUGUCAUUGCAAUGUGGUGACUCUUUGUGGGCCCUGGUUUGCUCUGUGCGGCUUUUUGCUUCCCGGUGUCGGCUUCUCUGGGUUCUUUGUUUUCCGCCACUUGUCUUCUCAGCUGGCGGAGAAAAUGUGCCUGGUCGUCCGCGGAGGUGAGUGUGAGUGUCCGAUCUCCCUUCAUUGCUGUUAGGGAUCCAUCUGCCCCCCAUCGGUAUUUGAUUGCCUCCGCUCUUAAUUGUUUAGCCACUGAUGCUAGUUGUCUCCACUCUGCUAGGGCUGCGAACGGGAGGUCUCCAUAAAGGGACACUGUGCUGCCUUCGAAUUGAACGCUUCCCAGUUCUCGGGAGCGAGCCAUGAUCGCUGAGCGGGUCUGAAUAUCUUUCGUGACCGCUAUGACGUCCCUUGGGGAUUCUGCUGGCGCUGCUGCGGCUUUGCGUAUUCUAAAUGCGGUUACUAUUUUGUCUGGUUCGGUGUGCAGCCUUAUUUCCAUUCUGGUGGUGAGGCGGGAUAUGUACCUCAGCAGGGCUUCGUCCCCAAUGGUCUCUGGUAUGCCUCUGAUGCGAAUGUUUCGCUUUCUGUGGCGAGCUUCUAGCGUUGUGACCGUCCUCUUGAGCUGCUGGACCUGUGAGCGCAGAUCCUGCACAGCGUCAUUGGAGGUCUGUUGCUGGGCUUCUCUGGCGCUUUCUCUGGCUUCAACUUCAGUGAGCCUCUUCUGGAUGACCCCCAUCUCCUUCUUUGUGGCCUGCAGGUCUGCCCUCCACACCUCCCUCAUUUCCUCAAGGAGGUCUCUGAUGUCCCUCUUUGUAACUGGGGAUGAGUCUUCCUCAGAUUCAGAUGCCUGACACUGGGCUCCGUCUUCUGCCUGAGAUGAGGUGGGGCUGUCUCUGCCCUCCUGGGAGUCAUCUGAGGCUUCCUCCUCGCUGGGUGCGGCGGGCGCCAUUUUGGCUGGUGCCGCUUGUGUAGGCCUCAUAAAGGACAGCCGAAUGUCGGACGCUUUUGGCGGUUCCGGCAGACGGAAUUUCUUAGUUUUUCGCCCCAUGUCAGUAGCUGUGCGGGGGCUAUAAUUGUGGUGUUUGGAGGGUCCCGUUUGCGGGUUUCUGGCCUCUAUUGUAUUUCUCUGUGUCGGAGCUGCCGACUUUUGAGUCUUUUAAAGAGCCUGCUCUCACUUCUCCUGUAAAAGCUACUAAACAGAAGUCUAAAAGGAAGAGAACUCCGUCUAGUUCAGAACUAUCCUCGGGUGAAUGUUCUUUUUCUUAUUCAGAAUCCUCUAGCGACUCUUCUGUUACUGAGGUUGGUUUUCCUCAUGAUGAGUUGAGAAAAUUUAUUAAAGAGGUUAAUUUUAUCCUUUCUGAUGAAACGGUAGAUAAAUCCAAGGGUAAAACACUUCCAGUCCAACAAAAAAUACUGGAUUUUAUAUUCAGAGAAUGGAAGAACCCUGAGAAGAGGGCUUUUGUCUCCAGACAUUUUAAAAGUAUUGUUAAGAUAGAGGAAGAAGAUAAAUGGGAAGAAUUGCCGGUGGUUGAUGUACAAGUGGCUCAAUUGUCUAAAAAAAAAAAAAAAAACUACCAUACCUAUUGGUGAAGUUUCUGGUCUGAAAGACCCUAUGGAUAAGAGGGCUGAAACUUCCAGCAGAAGGGUUUAUCAGGCUGCAGGUUUUCUGGCUAAAGCAGCAUUAGCCGGGGCUUCAGUGGUGAGAGCUCAGAAUCUUUGGUUUAACACUUUGGAAGAUGGUCUGGGUGAAAACCAAGACAAAGGUCUUUCCCUCCUGUUCCAGAAUUUAAGGUUGUCUAAUGAGUACCUUAUGGAUGUUGUCACGGAGGUGAUAAAGCUUUAGGCUCGUGUCAUGGGUUUGACAUCUGUGGCCCGAAGGGCACUGUGGCUUAAGGCCUGGACAGCAGACACUACAUCAAAAUCUGCAUUAUGUGAAUUGCCUUUGGAAAAAGUUGUUUGGUUCUCCUUUAGAAGAGUUAAUCUGACAAAUGUCGGAAACCAAGAAGGCCCUGCCUCAAUACAAGAAAUAUGCCUGGAAACCCAGGUAUAGAAAUUUCCAGUUCAAAAACCGUAGGGGUUUUCAAGAAAAACCCAGGUUUUUUCGUCAACACAGAAAAAAAUCCAAGAUUUGACACACAAAAAGACCCUAAGUAUGACAGAAACAAACGUUUCUGACGCCAUCAGAGUGGGCGGAAAGUUGCAAGGUAUUGUUCACAGAUGGAGGGAGACCACUACAAAUCCAUGGAUUCUGAAUCUGGUGCAAAAUGGAUACCGAAUAAAAUUCUUAGAUGUUGCAAGACCAAGUUUCCUUGUCUCCUCAUACCGGUCGAAGGUAAAAAGCCAAGCCCUUUUUUCUGCCUCCCUAUUAAGAAAAGGUGUGGUAGAAAGGAUUCGAACUUCCCAAAUAUAUCAAGGGGUAUACUCCCGGUUGUUCCUAGACCCAAAAUCGGACAUGUCUUUUCGUCCAAUCUUGGAUCUAAAAAACAUGAAUAAACUAAUUCCUUACCAACAUUUCAGAAUGGAGACUAUAGCGUCUGUCACCCAUAUCCUUCGAAAAGGAGAUUUCAACUUUGGAUCUAAAGGAUGCCUACCUGCAUAUUCCUAUGGAUGUGAAAUCAAGAAAGGUUUGCUAUAAGGAAAGGAAAAAAAGGUCCAUCAUUUCCAGUUCAGAGCCCUUCCAUUUGGGCUAGCUUCAGCACCCAGGAUUUUUACAAAGGUCCUCACACCUGUCACAGCUUUUUUAAGGAUGCAAGGAAUCACAGUAGUACCUUACUUGGACGACUGGUUAAUAAAGGCAGAUUCAAGAGGCGCUCUAGAGUCAGAUGUGGCCAAUACGCUAGAAAUCCUGGAAGAACAUGGUUGGAUUAUCAACCUAGAAAAAUCACACCUUACCCCUACGAGGUCUAUCCUGUUUUAAGGGUUUUUGAUCAAGUCAGACUAUGUCGGUUUAUCUGACAAGAGAAAAUGUCAGAUAUGUUCGGUGAGGAAAGCCAUGCAGGUUUUAAGUCAUCUGACCUCUACAAUCCCGGCAGUAAAAUGGGCCAGAGCGGAAUCAAGGCCCUUACAGUGGGAAAUUCUUGUCCAAUGGUCAAAGAAGGAAGAAGACUUGAAUGCAUUAAUGAGUAUAUCAGAUCAUACAAAAGAAAAGAUCUCUUGGUGGCUAGAGAAAAAAUUCAUUACAGAAGGCCUGUCUUUUCGUCACAAAUCUUGGAUCGUGAUUUCUACAGACGCUUCAAAUACAGGUUGAGGAGCUCACCUCCUGUAUCACUUAAGACAAGGUGUUUGGUCGCAAAAGGAAACAAAGGAAUCUUCAAAUUUCAGGGACCUGUUGGCAGUUCUCUAUGCUCUUCAGCAGUUAUUUUUUGCAAGAUGGUCUUGCUCAAGGUUUUAGUCUGUCUACCCUCAAAGUCCAAGUUUCCGCUCUGUAAUUUUUUGGUAAAAAAUUGGGCUUCUGAUCCUCUCAGACUCGCAAAGCCUCUCUGUGUACUGAGCCUUUCGAACCUUUGGAAGAAGCUUCAUUGAAGAAUCUGUCACUGAAAACAGUGUUUUUGGUGGCCAUUACUUCAGCUAAGAGGAUAGGGGAACUCCGGGCCCUUUCUUCCUCUCCUGACUUUACAAAUUUUCUUCCGGAUUAAGUGGUUAUAUACCCUAAACCUUCUUUUUUUCCGAAAGUCAUCUCCUCCAAGGUUAUCAACCAACCUAUUUUUCUUCCUUCCUUUAAUGGUCCAUCUAUGCCAGACCGGAAAUGUGAUUGUAGCCAACUAGAUGUGGGUACGUCUCUGAAAAUCUAUUUGGACCGCUCCUCUAUGUAUAGGAUGACUGAUCAUCUAUUCGUGAAUUUCUUUGGAAAAUUUAAAGGCCAGGUUGCUUCCAAGGCCACUUUAGCUAGAUGGCUGGUGGAUACUAUUAAAUUGGCUUAUUCUUCCUCGAAUCUACCUCUGCCUGCCUCCUUGAAAGCACAUUCUACUAGAGCCAUGGCUGCCUCUUGGGCCAAAAAACGUGUGCCUCUCCGGAAGAUAUAGGCAAGGCAGCUACCUGGUCUUCUUUCAACACUUUUGUCAAGCAUUACAGCCUAGACGUAUUCUCUGCCUCUGACGCUGAUUUUUGGCACAAGGUGUUACAAGCUGUUAAUGCCUAAAUUCCCACCCUUAGUAUGGGAUCUCAAUAUAUCCGUAUUGUACUGCCACCAUAUGUCAGGAAAAACUGUAAUUUUAAUCACCGUAAAUUCCUUUUUCCUUAAUAUGGUGGCAGUACAUCACUCCCUCCCUUUAUGUAUAUAUUAAUUUUGGGUGUUCUUGGUACAUACUGAGGUCCCUGGGCUGGUUGGGUCUCUUAUACCUGGUAAGGGGAGGCACUUUUUAUGUUAAUUAUUUAUUUCAGAUGCUUGUCCCGAGGAAAGAGUACACCCUUAUUGUACUGCCACCAUAUUAAGGAAAAAGGAAUUUACGGUGAGUAAAAUUACAGUUUUUUUCAAAGUACCCCAGAGGAACUGGAUUGUACCCCUGAGGGUAGACUUACCACGGAUUUAAAACUCCUGCACUCGAGGUUUAGCAUCUACUUAUAACAUACUGUUCAUAUAAUUAUAUUAAAUUGCAUUCAUUAAUUUGCACACUCUCAUCCUUCCUAGGUAUGGUUUUGUAAUUGCAGUCACCACAAUUGAUAAUAUUGGUGCAGGUGUGAUCCAGCCAGGCAGAGGCUUUGUCUUGUAUCCAGUCAAGUAUAAGGCUAUUGUCUUCCGCCCGUUUAAGGGUGAAGUGGUGGAUGCUGUAGUGACACAGGUCAACAAGGUGAGUCUGUUUCUACAAGUCCUGUGGCAUUAGUAAUUUUGUUUUAGAGAUUAAUUAAAAAAAAAAAAGCUUUUUGAAUGCUGACAAAAUAUGUUCACUAUUACAUUAUUAUAGGCGCUUUGAUAGCUAUGAUUUUUAAUAAGAUAAUCGAUCCCAUUAAAUAUGUUUAUCUAAUCCUUGCAGGUUGGGCUGUUCACUGAGAUUGGGCCAAUGGCCUGCUUCAUUUCCAGACAUGUAAGUCACAUGUAGAGUGGUGUACCUGUGUCUCUUCUCUGUCUCUAUCCCAUCAUGUUUUCAUAUGUAAAGUGUCACAAGAAAGUGGUCUCUUUGCACACUAAAAUGUCUCUUAUUUUAAUCCUACUUUUUAGUCAAUCCCAUCUGAAAUGGAGUUUGACCCAAACUCUAACCCUCCUUGUUACAAGACAGUAGACGAGGUAAGAUAUAUUUGAUUCUUCUAUUGUACUUAACAUGAAUAAACUUUACUUGUAUGUUAUCCAGUUCAAUAAAGGGCAGUAUGUGUAAUGUGUGCAUCCAUUAAUAAAUAAACAUUAAGAGAAUUUUUCUAAUUUGAUAGUGUAUAAAUCACCCUGAGAGAAUAGUUUAGAACUGCAGCGAUAUUCCAAAAACAAUCUGCUUAUUAAACUUGUCUUAACUGCUGGUAUCAAUUUUGUCCGUUUUCAGAUGCCACUUAAACUUUAAAUGAAUUCUGUAGAGGCGAUGUGCAGAAUACUACUGCCGAUUGCUGUAUUUAGCCUGGUUCAUUAAACCAUAAGCUGACCGCAGUUGCAGUAUGGCUGCUACACGUUUACAGAGCAAUGUCAUUCAUCCUAAGUGAUUAACUACUGUGCAAGGUUUUAUGAGAUGAACAGUGCAUCAAAGGAAACCUUGAAAAGUACCACAUUUUAUUUAUCUACGUAGCAUUUUUAGUUCCUUCUUCAAAUUGACAAUGGCCAUGAGUGUUUUUCUUGGUUUUGUCCACAGCCAUCUUCUUUGGCUCAUGUGAGGGAUUAAUGUUGUGUGUUGUUUUUGUUUUUUUUAAUUUUUUUUUUUUGUAUUUGUACCUUUGGCAUAUUGACCCAAGACAGGUACUACUUGUUCCUCCUUGAUUUGCAUGUAUAUUAUCUCAAUGUAUUGUUCUCCAUGAACACAUAUUGUAUAACAAUUUCAAAAUAAGACUUUUUGUUCAUUCUUUUUCUUUAGGAUGUUGUUAUACAACAGGACGAUGAGAUAAGACUCAAAAUUGUGGGGACAAGAGUGGAUAAAAAUGACAUUGUAAGUAUGGCAUAAUCUCUGUAUAUCUGCUGAAAGGACUGUCUAUUAGGCACUGAAUGUCAUAACAAAACUAUUCUUUGGUAUUUCUGACUUUUUUUGUAUAUGCCUGAGCAUUAUCCGUAGUGCCAAAGGUGUUUUUUUUUUGUUUUUUUUUUAGGCUAGGAACACUCUAACAAACAUAACAUAGUGGUUAUGCUGCCUUGAGUGUUAGGCUGCAGUUUCCCUGUUUAAUCUCAAAUAUCUGAUUUAGGAAUGGAGACAGCCAACUCCUAAGCCACAGUAAUGAUGCAGAACUUCUGAAUUCUAAUUUUAUUGUUGUCCAAUUUGAAGUUCAUUGAUUGACUAUACGGAGCUAAAGUUAUUUUUAAGCUUUAUCAACUACACACUAGAAAAUUCAGCUUAUUACUACAAGCAGAGCUGAGAUUGCAUUUGAAUAGUCUAAGUUUCGACUAUAGCAAAAUUGUAGAAUUUUUCCAAUUUGCCAUAAAUAUUACUACUUAGAUUGCAAUUUUGAGUUCAGUGAAUAAUUUCCUUUGUUUUGCAUAUGCACUUAAAAUAAAUACUACACAGCUUAUUUGCACUUGAGCAAAUUCACAGAAAUGUUUAAGUACAAAAAGAGGAACAUAUCCUUACAUUGCCUAAAGCCAACUAUUACACAAAAUGCAUAGGUGUUAUGGGAAAGUUAAUGUUUUUGUGUUUUGUUUUUUUUUGUUUGUUUCUUUCUUUUUUCAUUUCAUAUUUGCCUUGUUAUGUUAGGCACUAAUACAUAAGUAAAAUACCUAGACUUUAUACACAGAAACAAUGCUGGUAAAGCAUCAAGGGAUGUGUAGUCGAAGGUUGAUUAGCCCUGGCCGAUGUAUUAUUCUUGUGCUCCAUUUUAAAUUGUUGCCUUCUAUGUACUACAAAACAUAUUGACAUGGAAAAUGGAAUUCCUCUCUAAAGAUGUUUUUAUUUUCUUUGUGUUUUCUAUUUGGAGUAAUUGUUUGGAUUGCUAAUUAUAUAUAUUUUCUUCUCAAACAGUUUGCAAUAGGUUCUCUCAUGGAUGACUACCUUGGUAAGUCUCACUGAAUAUAUUCUACAGAUAAGACACUCUCAUAUUGUCAUCUCUGUAUGUUCUUCCUGUGUAUAGUAUUUGAAUUGCUCACCUCUCUGAAACUGGAAUGAAUGUGAGAUAAAGCAGAUAUAUAGUAAAUUGAACACUGUAGGCCAGGGAUAAGCCACCUUCGGCACUCCAGAUGUUGCAGACUACAUUUCCCAUAUUGCUCACAGUGCAUUAGGGUAGAUGUACAUGACCUCUACAGUGCCAAAGGUUGCCUACCCCUGCUCUAAGCUUGUUAUAUUGUUUGUUUUUGUUAGUUGUUUAACCCCUUAAGACCGGAGGGCAUACAAUUACAUCCUAUUUUAAGCGGCUCUAAACGCCGCUGGGCGUAAUUGUACGCCCUCUGGUUUUUGUUUACUUACUCGGUCGCCGGUGGUCCCACGCCGGCGAUCGCGGUGGGGGGGACUCCCAGGGAGCCCCCCCGCGGCAGAUCCUCCUCCUCUGGUGCCCCCUGGCCAUGUGAGAGUGAGGUCCUUGCGUGUCCUUGUUAAUUUUAAUUCUUGAAAAUCCGUGAGUGCUAAUCACUAUCUGAAUUUAUUUGAAUUUUCCUGGAUUACAAGCACCCGGUUAUUAAAUCAUCCAAGCGUGAGUGCAAGGAUAUAUAUAUGGAUAUAUAUAUAUCUAUCUCUAUAUCUAUCUCUAUAUCUAUCUCUAUAUCUAUCUCUAUAUCUAUCUCUAUAUCUAUCUCUAUAUCUAUCUCUAUAUCUAUCUCUAUAUCUAUAUAUAUCCUUGCACUCACGCUUGGAUGAUUUAAUAACCGGGUGCUUGUAAUCCAGGAAAAUUCAAAUAAAUUCAGAUAGUGAUUAGCACUCACGGAUUUUCAAGAAUUAAAAUUAACUAUUUAUUAAGUAUCCAUUAAAAGAUCAACGUUUCAGUCCCAGCAGGGACUUUCAUCAGCUCCGUUCUGCUCACAGUGUAAGUCUCGCGAGAGCCGCGGGUCUCGCGAGACUUACACUGUAAACAGAACGGAGCUGACAGGGGAGCUGCACGGAGGAGGAGGGAGCUGACAGGAGCUGCAGGAAGGUAAGUAACAGCUCACUGCCAGCCCCCCCACUGAACUGCCAAUGCCACUGGACCACCAGGGAUUCGAUAUUAUUAUUUUUAUUUUAAUAAUAAAAUAAUAAUUAUUAAAAUAAUAACAUUUUAUUAUUAUUGUAAUAUUUGCAUUAUUUUUAAAAAAAAAGGAAAAAAUGUUUUGUCCCCCUCCCUGCUUGUUGCCUGGCCAGGGAGGGGGGACAAAAAUUUUUUUUUCAGAAUAAAUAAAUAAUGCAAAUAUUAAAAUAAUGAUAAUAAUAAAAUAUUGUUAUUAAAAUAUUACUAUAUCAUUAUUUUAAUAUUUGCAUUAUUUUAUUUUAAAUGUUUUUUUUGUACUAUUAUUUCUACAGUCAGGGAAAACUUUGCUGAACUUGAGUUUGCAUGGAGUCAAGCGGGCUUAUAUCUGCACCCCUCCCCUACCCCCUUGAACCCUAAAAGUAAUGAUAGGAAAUGUGCAUAGUCAAAUAACGAUUCUUCGUAUAAACUAAUGUAUGCAAACUUUUUUUAGUCCAUUUUUAACUUUUAUUUUUCUUUGUCUUUUUCAGGUCUUGUCAGUUAAUAUGGGCGUUUGUCUGCCAAUCAUGAAUCCUGACUUUGUUUUGGAGAGCUGUUCCAGUCCUAGUAGCCGCCCCAUGUCUGAUUUGUACAUUACUUGUAUUUUUUUAAAAGUAAAUUAUGAAAACACUAUUGUUUUUAUUUUGCUGUACUUAUGAAAUAAUGGGACAAGUGUUGCAUCCACAUUUGUUGCUCCCAUGUUUGUUUAUAUUUUUUUUUUGUGUGUAAUUCUUUAUUUUUGCUGUGCAGUGACAGAGCAUGGCUAUUUUACAAAUUCAAGAGCACAAAUCCCGAUAAAAGUUAUCCAUCAAACAGUAAGAAAAGCUGCACAUUUUCUUUAUAUUAGGGAUGAAAACGAGCAUAGAAAGUUUCACGAGGAAAGCAGGUAGACCAUAACAACAUUUGCAUUGGAUGCUUAAACAGAUAAGAGUAGUGCUAAGUAUAUAGAAAAAUGAAAACAGAUGGGAUAAAGCUGUAUGAAUCCAAAAAAGGAACAUAAACAGUAUAUAGUGAAAUACAGUUAAUAUAAACAAUUGUGCGCCACAAAUGAAUACACUUACAGGAUGGAGAUGUAAAAAGCGCUCAGAGGUGCCUCCCCUGAUGUUAUUGGGGGGGCUGUUGAUCCAACUUACUCCUCCAGUGUGGUAGAUGUAAAACAGGACUCCAAUAAAGGUAAGUAAAAAAAAAUCAGCAGCUUUAUUAUAAAAAGGUGAUAAAAUCACCAUCAACUUGUUAUAAAAAAAUAAUAAUAGAGGAUUACAGGUCCUACGCGUUUCGAUCCGUUAUGGAUCUUCCUCAGGGACCAAACAACAAUAAAAUUGUAACAGUAACAAGUGUAACAAACAAGCCUAAUACCCCCUACCUCAGCGUCCCUUUAUAUAGGGCUAGUCCCUAUGUCCAUUGGUGGAUUCGUGAGUGUUUCCAUGUGUCCAUCGGUGCAGGUGCUAUACUUGUCUAGGUGUCAAUAUUCAUCCAGGUUUUUAAUCCCGCUUUUAAGAAUGGAGCGUCUGUGUAUAACCGGACGUAUGUAACAUCUAGAAAAUAACAAUGUUUAAAUCUACUGAAGAGAAAGGAUAUUAAUAUCGCACACCAGACACUGAAAGUGCAUAUAGUAUAUAUAAAGCACCAAAAACAAUAUGAUUUAUAAUUUGUAUCUAAAUGAACAUUUCUUACUCUGUUUAAUUUUUAAACUACAUAUUAAGGUGUAAUGAUACCCAACAGUCUUAAAGUGACACAUGCACAAAACUGAAAAAAAUAUUUUUUUACGUCAUAUUAUGUCCUUGUGAUGAGAGAAAAAAAAAAAAAAAACUCCAUAUUCAUGGAGUAGCACACAUACCUAUUGCUGAAACCUUUAAUAUAUAUAUAUAUUUAUGAAAUGAUAAAAUACUUCCCAAUUCAAUAUUUUGCCAGAUAGGGAAUGUUAUAUCCCAUAGAAAACAGUCAAGUUUAUCAUUCACCAAAACGAAGAGUAAAGAAAUAUUGAUAUAUAUCCAUUAAAAGAAAAAAACAAAUAUAUUUUCCCACAGAAAUCACAAAUUUGCAGUGAUUUUGUAUACAGCAAACAUACUCAAAGGAAUCCAUGUUUAAAAUGUAAUGAGGCAAAAAUGUGAUUCUUUGUUAAACUAAUUUGCAUAUGCCCACCCAGAAUCCUUUGCAGUAGUAAGCUCACUGCAAAUUUGUGAUUUCUAUGGGAAAGCAAUACUUAUGGCUUGACUGGUGUGCAGAUUUUUGUUUAACGUUGUAUUUUAUCAUAUAUAUAUAUAUAUAUAUCUGUGGGUUUAUAUACUGUAUAAUCACCCUGUAGAAUGCACAUUGUGUGAUGCACACCUGUCACUUCCCAGGUAUUGGGGAAGGCUGUUUUACAAGGAUUUGAUUAUACCCGGGUAAAGUCACGAGAAGAUAUAAAGGGGGUUCAAUAAAUGAAUAAAUUAUCCUGCAAUUAGUGUAACUGGAAAUGGUUGCCGACUCUCUUAUAUUUCAUAGACAUACUGACACACACUUCCCUCUCUCCAGUUUUCUACCUAAUUCAGGAGGGUGGCUUUUCUGGGGUCCAGUGGCAGGCGGAGGUAGUUGGGAGUGAGAGGCUCAGCCUCCUCCUUACGACCUUCUCCUCCCUCCAGUGCGGCUUCACUCUAUCUUUGCGGAAGUGACUAACGGAAAUAACAUCCUCCCAGCCUGCUGCCGUAAAGCAAGGGUGCCCGGUCGUGCCGUUAAAGGGCCACAGCGCCCGAUUGGGCCCAGGGCAGCUGCCCCGCUUUAAAGAUGGCCUUGAGCUAUUGCCAGUGCCAUAACCACAUUGAGCACAAUGAAAGAUCCAUAUAACUUAACGCUUCUUAAAAAA
Pelobates cultripes (western spadefoot toad) is the source of this 17606-nucleotide messenger RNA. The record is from the annotation of a GenBank genome assembly. Lineage: Eukaryota; Metazoa; Chordata; Amphibia; Anura; Pelobatidae.